This is a messenger RNA of Closterium sp. NIES-67, 4311 nucleotides long. The record is from the annotation of a GenBank genome assembly. NCBI's taxonomy places the organism in Eukaryota, Viridiplantae, Streptophyta, Zygnematophyceae, Desmidiales, Closteriaceae.
GACCAUUUCCCUCUGACCGGAAGCAAACCUCCGUGCAUGGUUUCGGAAUCUAGCAAAUAGCCAGACAUGCAGUGUCGUCAGUGAGUCACAUGGACGAUGCUGAGCGUUUCUAAGCCGAGCAAACUUAUGGAUUGGCGACAGCGGCAUUCUUAGAUCAACCACCCAUCCAGACACGCGCCGACAGGAAAUUUCCUGGUUUCCCUUUCUCCUAAAAAGGUUACGUUCAACGCCGGCCCUCACUCGCCCUUGCUUGCCUUUGCUUGCUCACAUCAGGUUGUAAAUCUAGAGCUCCAGUCGCUGCAUCCAUGGCGUCGCGAGAUUCCGCCUCGGUGUCCGCGUACCUUCGCGAGUUCUGUCAGUACCUCGCGAGCUCCAACGUAUGGCCGCGAACCCGCCCCGCCCUAGGUGCGGCCCACCAGCAGUUCUGCCAGUCGAGCGCGACCAACGACAACACUCGCAGAUCCGUGACCUUACCGAAUCAGCUGGUGUUAUUCCUUCUAGCAAAGCACUCUCUAGUGGUAUACCUACAGGAUACGGUGACCUGGCGGGAAAGAUCAGGAGCUCCAGCCUCAGCUCGAAGCCCUGUGCCGCUACCUGCGAAAGCACCUGUGAGCCAGGAUCGGCGGUGCGGGAUCUGUGACGUCACCUGCCCGAACCCCUGGCAGCUGCAGCAGCAUCUGAACGGAUUCCGGCACCGAAACGCCGUGCGGAAGAGCCAGUCGAAAGGGAAAUUCCACUGCACGACCUGUGAGAUUUUAUUUGAUUCUGUUCAUCAGCUGGAGGUGCACUGCUCGUCGGAUAAGACUCACAAAGCCCGCGCAGCUGCGAGGAAGCUUCGGGAGCAGCGUGACUAUGUUCAGCGCGGGAAAUUCGGCAUCGACAUAAGCCACCCGUUUGCGUCACUCCUGGGAACCCCCUCCCAACCGCAAGUACCCUCUGCAGCUAGUGCAGUAGGCGCAGUACGAGCACCAGGAUCAUCUGUGGCAAGAGGCGCCGACACCCAGCCUAUUAAGAUGGACCUAGGGUCUACUCUCGAAUGCCUCGUUACAAUCACGAACCGCCACCAGACCCAGCGGCUGGUCUCCUGCAAGCUCGCGGCCGAGAAUCCGGACAUCAAAUUCGGGUUCUCAGGGUACGUGAUAGGGACAGACGAAGCCGUUCCGCGGAGCGGAAUGGAGAUCCGGCCGCGCGUGGCGUACCAGCUGACUCUGCGGGUCAAACCGUCGUCCGUGGGAGUUCUUAAAGCCAUUCUGGUGUUCAGCUUCGAGAAUUUCUUGAUCGGCCGUUAUCUCAACAUCCUGGUGGAAGACCAGGUGACCAAGUCCAUGGCUCCCACGGCGCCGUUCGAACCCAAGGACCGGAAAUCGCGCCAGGAGGAGGAGCCGGCGGCUGAGAUCCUGCCAGGUGUCGAGCCGGAAGGGUGGAAGCGUGCUGGCGAGCAGUUGGCGAAAAUCCCGUGGUUCGGAAUCCCGAGCUGGGUGAGGGAGAGCUACGAGGGGAUGAACACUGCAGAAAUGCGGUUACCAGGUUUCGAGGGCCCGGUUACACUGGACACGUACAAGAAGCGGUUCGAGCUGUUAUUGCACGUAGAGGAGCUUCAAAUGGAAUUCGACAUUCGUUACUAUGACAUGAAAGGAGUGACACUGCUGCCCGCGGGGGUGGAUCACUUCCAGCUGACCGUGCCUGGGCUGGCUGAGAAACGCCCCUCCGUGCUGUUUGGCGAUCGGGUGUACCUGUCGUACGCCAACGAGGGCGGAGACGGCGGGGGAGGAGGGCAUAGGCGCAUUGAGUACCAGGGGUUCGUGCACGGGGUGGACAGAGAGAGUGCGCUGCUGCGCUUCCACCCCGACUUCCACCGCCGCUUCAUCCGCGGGCAGCAGUUCAACGUGCGCUUCGAGGUGCCCCGCGGGCCAACCAGAGCGUGCCACCUGGCGCUGGGGCUGGCGAACCAGCACCUGGGGCAGCACGUGCUGAUGCCGUCGCAGAUCCCCCAGAGGAUCUUCAGCAUCGAGAUCCCUGCCAUCCGUCCGUUUGACCGCCAGCUCAACGUGGAGCAGAAGGAGGCAGUGGCGCAGGUGCUCGUGCGCUCCCGUCUGCAGCUGGGCGCUCGCCCAGAGCCCUACCUGCCGCCGUACAUUGUGUUCGGGCCGCCAGGGACCGGCAAAACCAAGACAGUUGUGGAAGCCAUCCUACAGGUGGUGCGUGCCCUCCCAUCGGCGCGUGUGCUGGUGUGUGCGCCUUCCAACAGUGCCACUGACAACAUCGCACUCCGGCUCAAAGGCACGCUGCAGGUGCGGGAGAUGCUGCGGCUCUACUCAGUCAGUCGUGGCCGGGGCGAGGUGGAGUCCGAUCUGCUGCCCUUCACGCGCUACGACGACUCCACGGGGGUCUUCCGCCUGCCGACCCUCUCUGAGAUUCAUGCUGCCAGGGUCGUUGCCGUCACCUGCUGCUCCGCUGCUCUGCUCUACCGCAUGGGUGUCCCCCGGGGCACCUUCACCCACAUCUUCAUCGACGAGGCCGGCCAUGCCAUCGAGCCCGAGGGGAUCAUCCCCAUCGCUUGCCAUGCCACGCCACAUGCCGUCAUCCUAUUGGCCGGCGACCACAAGCAGCUGGGCCCCGUCGUCCGCUCCCUUGCCGCCCGGAGAUACAAGCUACAGUGCUCAUACCUCGAGCGGAUGGCAAACCUCGGCAUUUACUCACCCGAAGAUUCGGAGGGCGGCGGCGGCGGUUUCAUUGGCUACAACACUAGCGCAAUCACAAAGCUAGUCAAGAACUACCGCUCACACCCGAAAAUUUUGGAGCUGCCCAACGAGAUGUUCUACGAGGGCGAGCUGGAGGCGUGUGCGGAUGAGAUGGCCCGAUCUUCCCUGUGCCGCUGGGACGAGCUGCCCAACAAAAAAGAAUUCCCGAUCUUUUUCCACGGGGUGAUGGGGAGGGACGAGAGGGAGGGGAGCAGCCCGUCUUUUUUCAACCCGACUGAAGCUAGCGUGGUCAUAAAAUACAUUACCUCCUUAAUGGGCUAUAGGAGCCAGAGGGUCCCUUUGACGGACAUAGGGGUGGUUACUCCCUAUCGCAAGCAGAUGCAGAAGCUUCAGGUGCAGCUGAAGGGGAAGGGCAUGGGCGCAGUGAAGGUGGGCAGUGUGGAGGAGUUUCAGGGGCAGGAGCGGCGGGUGGUGAUUGUAUCGACUGUCAGGUCCAGUCAGCAGUAUGUGGAGUUCGAUUAUAAGCACAACCUGGGGUUUCUGGCGAACCCCAAGAGGUUCAAUGUGGCUGUAACGAGGGCCAAGCAGCUGCUGAUCAUCGUGGGCAACCCCAAUCUCCUGGCUCAGGACCGCUGCUGGGGCGCUUUGCUGCAGUUCUGCCGCAGGAACAACGCCUACACGGGCUGCCCCCUCCCCGCCACCAUCCCUCCCCCCGACCUCCCCUCGGACUCACCCCUAGACGGCCCCAGUGGCCCACAACCAGGAAGGCCCCUUGGGUCACGUCCUGUUACCAGCACCACCACCAGGGCAACCACCACCACUGCCAGCAGCACUACCGGCACCAGCAGCAGCACUUUUGCCACCCAGUCGCUGUUGGAUUCCCUGGCUUCGAUGUCUCUGAAUGAUGAUGACAACGCUGACAGCGCUGGCGCUGAGUCAGCGCGUCUGGUGGGAAGUGGGUUCUCAGCGGCAGCUACACACGAGGAUCUGGAGUGGCGGGUUGAGGCUUGAGAGAGGCUGCGGCUUGGGGGUAGGGUUGUGUGGCUGGGGAGGGAGAGGGUGGGGGGAACCCUGUGGGUGCAAACGAGGCUUGUGGGAUGAUCUCAGCAGCGGCGACACACCAAGAUGACAAGUGGCGAUUUGAAGGGUGCGAGAGGGGAAUGGGGGGUAGGGUGGUGUUGAGGCUCGAGAGGGAGAGGUUGAGGGGAUUCGUUUGUGAGGAAGCGGCUUAUAAGAUGGCUGCAGUGGCGGCGAGUGACACACGAGGACUAGGAGUGGCGAGUUGGGGCUGAGAUGUGAGAUGGUUCAAGAAUGGCUGCGCCUAGGAUGGUUUUUGCGUUGGAUGGAGUAGAUUGUGCAUGAAGAUGUUUCAACACAUUGUGUCGAUGAGUUCGAAGAACCUUGUGCAGCACCAAGAGGGAUUCGUUUGACCCCAUCAGAUUUGGAAGCGCCGAGUCCGGCACGGUACUUCCAGUUGGGGCAACAGGGUAGGAUAGGGCGGUUGAGGGAAUUCGGCCAACUGUGGUAGUUUGGCUUCCUGUAUUGGCUACCUAGAAUGAAUAGCUUUCCUUCACCUUAUGUGUCCUUAUUGUUGGAAAUAUCUCAAGGA